CGUCAAUGUUUUGUUUCGUGCCUCCGUGGUUUUUGGUGUGAGUUCUACAAACUCAAUAAUGGAAGGAACGGCGUCCAAUAAAGGUUUGUAAAUGCACUUUUUAAACAUUUUGUUGUUGUUAAAACUAGUUUAAAAUAAAUAUUAUAACUAAACACGACUGAACUGAAUAGCUGCACUGAUAAAAUGAAACAUUCAUGCUGUUUUUAUAAGUCAUGGUCGAGUUUGUUCAAAAUAAAGGGGAAUCCAGUUCAAAAUUUAUGGCCUUUUUGCUGUGCAGUUUAAACAUAUUAUGAAAUUGCAGUAUGUGCGGAUUAGAUUGGGGGCGGAGGGGUGCUUGAUAGAUUGGCGUUUAGAGUAGGACUACUGUAGAACUGGAACACAUUUUUCUGAUAUCGCUCUAUCUCCUAAUUCACUGAAAUUAGUUGUUUUUUUUUUAAAUAAUUGUAAUCAUAAAAUUUGUAUUAAAAUACUAUGGCACAUGCUCACACAUACACACACGCUGGAGUGAUCUAAAAAUAAUAAACCCCCAUAUCGGUGACGUUCGACCCCAAAACAAGAUGGCUCCCACUCUGGCCCUCCAAACAACGUUGCAUCGUGCUGUGAAGCUAGAGAGUCUAGCAUGCUGAAUGAUGUGUCCUCCGUUUUCUAUCGGUUUGUCGGGGGGGGGGGGCGGAGGGGAAAACACCCCGGCCAGGGAGGAUUUCCCACUUUGUAUGCUCCCACUCUGGCCCUCCAAACAACGUUGCAUCGUGCUGUGAAGCUAGAGAGUCUAGCAUGCUGAAUGAUGUGUCCUCCGUUUUCUAUCGGUUUGUCGGGGGGGGGGCGGAGGGGAAAACACACCGGCCAGAGAGGAUUUCCCACUUUGUAAGAUUUAAAUUAUGUUCAACUUCAGCUUUUAAGCGGUAGAAUCAAAGCGUGACAAUGUGCUACAAGCUAGCCGUAAACUAAACACACACUCUUCCCACUGAUAGCUAGACUUUGAUUUUUUAAGGGAGGGAUGGGAAUUGUAAAAAUAAUUCUGGACUGGAAAUUAAUAGGUAUUAAUUAUACCAUUUUAAAUAUAUAUAUAUUUUUUUUUUUUGCGCUACAAUUUUCUUCUUUUAUUUUCAGGAUGGAGUUAUGAAUUUGGUUACUGAAGAGAGAACGGGUUACCUUUUAACUGAUUAAGGUGUUUUACUUUGGCUAAGACGACCUUGACAUCAUGAGAAUUCUGUGCUUCGAGAGGGACAACCUGACCCAGCUGACCGACCCGGAUUUCAACUGCGACAUGUACACCGCCAGUUUUGAGUUGUUCCCCUUUCACGAGGGCUCCACCUACUCCGUCUACAAGGGCCUCAUCAACGGCAAGGGGCCACUCCGGGGCCAGCUGUGCGUGGUGAGGGCCCUUCUGGACAGGUCAGCCAGUGCCGUGGACUGGAAGUUUGUUCUAAGGCGGGCCGUGGACGCACGCCAGCUGACCAUUGAAUUCAACAAACAGAUGGGCUACAACGUCCUGAGCGUCUUGGUGCCGAUGCUGACCCAGAUGGAGACGGUGUCGGACUUCACGUGCCUCUUCAGGUGCUUCAUGCCUCACGACAAGCGCCUCAAACGGGAAGAAUACGUCACAGUGGAGCCCUUUAUAGAAGGCAGGUUCCGUUACCUGGACUCGAGACCGCACACAAAUCCGGUUGCCGGGGAUCUCAAACUGGACCCAGAAGACAACAACAACGACGAAACCGCUGACCAGGACCACGGUGACGCGGACAGCGACGCGGCCAGCGUUCAGGAUCCGGUGACCCCCGCGGCAAACUUAGCGGACGCUUUCAGCCACUUCACGUGGCACGUCACCAAGACCAUGGUCGUCUGCGACCUCAAGGGCGUCCACAACGAUCUGAUCUACACCCUCUCGACCCCUACCAUCCACUCCACGCGACUCCUCUACGGCGACACCGAUGGGGGCACCCUGGCCAUCUCCGAGUUUUUCUCCUCCCACCGUUGCAACACCAUCUGCAGCAGGUGGGACACCUUCUGCCCCAGCAAACACAGCAGCCAGUACCACAGCCCUUGUAGAAACUUCCAUCAACAGGAGAGCCCCAGCCGAUUCAGCGUCCAGCCGGUCAGUUCCUCCACGCAGCAGUUAGCCGCCGCCCCGAGCCUGCCCCCGCAACCCCAGGCCAGCUACAUCCACCAGCCGCAGGACCCGUCCUCCUAUUACAACUGCAACCCCGCGGAACCGAAUGUCCCGCUUCAUAUGGAAAAUGGCUAUCAGUUUUCUUUUGUGUAGUAGCAGAGAUAUAGAUUUUUUUCCCUAUAAAAUUACAAGUCUUAAGUGCAAAAUGUUCAACAACAAUCUCGAAAUGUUGUAAAGGGAACUCUUCGAUAUCCUUGUAGAGAUCCAAACUUAAUCGAUAUUCUAGGAGAAAUCUAAACAGAAUCGAUAUUAUGGGAGAGAUCCAAACGGAUUUGAUAUCCUAGGAGAAAUCCGAACGGAAUCGAUAUCCUAGGGAAAAUGCAAACAGAAUCGCUGACGAUAUUGAAGAGCCAUCAAAACGUCAAUUUUUGAAAAAAAAACUUUUACCGACAAGUUCAAAUCCUUAACUUACCUACUUUAUGCAUACUGGUAUACAAAAAUUAUACCUUGAUUGGAAUGUUAGGUAGCACACGUCAGUGUUUGUCACAUUAUUUUUAAAAGGGUUGACCGGCAGGAACUUAUUCAGUUGUUGCACUUAUUUGAUCUACGUAGAAUAUUCACAUUUAAUUGACCGGGUAAUCUUUGCGGAUCGACCCUUUAGAAACACUGGUGUGGGGAAUGACAAUAGGGUUUGUCAUUUCUAAGACCGGACACCCGUCACACCGCAUUACGCGAUGUUACUAUUUUUAGACAAGGUUUUCGUAAACAUUGCAUACAUCAGUAACAAUUGCUUAAAAAAAACAAGUUUUCGUCUAGGUUGAGACCCACUGCGCUGACUAACUUUUGUAUACCCAACAGCUGUUGAGUGAAUAGCCAAACGGAUAACUCGGAUGUUUUAUUAAUAUUAUUGUCGCCCUUUUAAUGAUAUGGGUCAAACUAAAUCCCGGAUGUUCUUUUAAUGGAUUUCCGUCAUUAAAUUACAAAUCUUAUAUUCGUGUAUUAUGAAACUUCUGAUAUUCCGGCUAAGUAAGUGACUUCCCCUGGUGUACAGCCUGAACAACCUUGGCAACGUAGUCGAUUUUUGGUUCGCUGAUUUCGUUUUAUUUCCAGUUAUUAAUCAAAACGCACCCACACGUAUUAAUCAUUUUAAAAACCACCUUUUCUCGUCCAGUUAAAGGAAAUAGCAAACUAUUAUUUUUAUAAAUGUUUCAAAAAAGGUAUAUAAAAUAUAUUUAUAUAAUUAGUAGAACUGUUUCGAGACAAUUUGGAAUCAUCUAUUG
Lymnaea stagnalis (great pond snail) is the source of this 3390-nucleotide messenger RNA. The record is from the annotation of a GenBank genome assembly. Lineage: Eukaryota; Metazoa; Mollusca; Gastropoda; Lymnaeidae.